CACAAAUCACACACACGAGCAGAGGAAGGACCACCACGACUUGCUUGCCUUGGUUUCUGCCGACAAGGCAAACGGCGUUGUGCUGUGCUGAGUGCGAGGACGAUGGAUGAAGAUCAACCGCGUGAUGUGCUGGCGGGGUGGUGCCCCAAGCCGCCCUGCAAAGUGAACGUGUCGGGCAUCCAGACGUUUUUCACGGCGCUGCAGGCUGUUCGAGCCAAGCACGGCGACGUACCCGAGGAACACGAACAAGCAUUUACACGGUUUCGCAUGGCCGUGACAAACGACACCACGGACGAGGAAGUGGAAACUGCGCGCGCAGCGUUACAGCACGCCCUUGAGCGGCUGGAUCUCCCACACAUCUCCACAGACGUGCAGCCCACCCCAGACAUUGCCCGCCCAUCCAAUCUCGACGACUUCAGCGGGUUUACCGAGAUGCAGCUGGUGGUGCCUGGGCUGUACAUUGGCUCGUUUCACCCGGCGAGCAACAAGGACGUCUUGGAGGCGCAGGGCAUCACCCACGUAUGCUGCUGCGUUGGCGUGGACCCGUACUUCCCAGACGACUUUUUCUACAAGGUCUUGCCUGCCGAUGACUCUCCAGAACAGGACAUGUACCAGUACUUUGAAGACACAUACAAGUUCAUCCACGAUGCCGUUUCGUCCGAUGGCCGCGUCCUAGUGCAUUGCGGAGCGGGCAUUUCCAGGGCAGCGACGAUUACGCUGGCGUACUUGCUGCGCUCCCUGCGCAUGCCGUUGAACGAGGCGUUCUCCCACCUGCACCACGUGCGCCCCGUCAUCAGCCCCAACACCGGAUUUGUGCGGCAGCUCCGCCGCCUCGAGGCCGAGCUGGGGCUCAAGGACUCGCCACAGUAGAAGGGAAAACGGGAGCUGAGGGCACCGCUCUCGUGAUUGCGACUGUGGUUGUGAAAACUGUGGUUGCAACUAUGGUUGCGACUGUGGUUGUGAUUUGGUGGUUGUGGUUGUGGUUGUGGUUGUGGUU
Molecule: messenger RNA, 997 nt
Organism: Salpingoeca rosetta
Lineage: Eukaryota; Choanoflagellata; Craspedida; Salpingoecidae
Exons: 5
Coding region: 103-870 (255 amino acids)
Biological process (GO): protein dephosphorylation; negative regulation of MAPK cascade
Cellular component (GO): cytoplasm
Molecular function (GO): protein tyrosine/threonine phosphatase activity; MAP kinase tyrosine/serine/threonine phosphatase activity
Source: RefSeq, a predicted model, not a curated record